UCGACAACGGUCUCGACCAGUGCAUGCGGUUAGACAAUACUUGCGCUCGGUUUCGUUAGUAUUGCUACUUCUGCUAGUGCCCGCUGCUUUUGUUUGAAAAUAAAACUUUGUGAGAGACUGAAAAAAUAAAAGAAGUGUAACAGUGCAGAAGGGGCAGGGCGAAAAAUUUUGCCGAAUUUUCGGAAUUGGUGGUGCCACGAGCUUUUGAGACCAUCAGAAAAUUUCAACCGUGCAGCAAAUAUCGCGUGAUUAUACUCCCGCUAUUAUUGGUGUAGGCAGGAAAAUCCGAAAACAUUCGAAAAUGAUCAUGACGUGUGCCGGCUGUGAUCGAGCCAUUUUGGACAAGUUUCUUCUAACUGUUUUAGAUCGUACGUGGCACGCCGAGUGUGUUCGAUGUGCUGAUUGUCGUAAUAUUCUUGCCGAGCGCUGCUUCUCCAGAGACGGAAAACUCUAUUGCAGGACCGACUUCUUCAGGAGAUACGGUACAAAAUGUGGUGGUUGCGGCCAGGGACUGUCACCGACGGAUUUGGUGCGAAAGGCCCGCGAUAAAGUUUACCACCUACGGUGCUUCACGUGCGCUCUAUGUCGGCGACAGCUAUCUACCGGAGAGGAACUUUAUCUUCUUGACGAUGCUCGAUUCCUCUGCAAGGAGGACUUCAUUCGCGGAAAAUCUGCCCCCGAGCUGCUGCUGAAUUCGGCAUCGGAUGACGACGACGACGAGACUCUCUCCAUCUCGCUCUCUAUCGAGAAGGAAGCCAACAACAACAAUCACAACCAUCAUUGUCCUGUUAGUGCACUGAGCAGCAGUGGGGCCAGCAGCUUAACCAUGCCCUCUCCGAACCGACCGCUGACUCCCAUCACGCAGGGCCUAAUCAUACCGCCACCUCCAUCCUCCGAUGGCAUUGUCAUCAAACCUCAGCGGCCUUCUACACCCUCUACCACCAUCGACGACAAGGAUGGCAACGAUUCCGAAGGCUCGGUUGAUGGGGAUGGAGAAGGCGAGAGCCGCAGUGACAACCCGUCCGAAUCCAAAUCUCCGGACGAAGGCGGUGCUGGAUCCAAACGACGUGGUCCCCGUACCACCAUCAAAGCCAAACAGCUGGAGAUCCUCAAGAAUGCAUUCUCUCAGACGCCGAAACCGACGAGGCACAUUCGAGAGCAGCUGGCCAAGGAGACGGGCUUACCUAUGCGAGUCAUCCAGGUGUGGUUCCAGAACAAGCGCUCCAAGGAACGCCGAUUGAAGCAGUUGACUUCCAUGGGUCUGAGGCCGUACUUUGGAGCUUCACGCAAGCUACGAGGUUUCCCGGUAAGCCCGGGUAUGGACGACGGCUCUGGCGUCGUUGGUGGAUUCAACCCUUACUUCGAUCCCAAAUACGCUGCGGAUUUCGCUUAUGGCGGAGCACCUGGAGGCCCUCAUCCACAUUUUGGCCUGCAUUCGCACGGACCGCCUCAUCCACUGCAACAUCAUCCCAACCCUCCAUUUGGUGACUUCUUUGGUGGACCUCAUCCGCCUCCUCCCCCGCCCCCUUCAUCCGCGCAAGGAGUACCUGGAGCACCCCCCGGUGCAGGAGCUCAAGGGCCAGCUGGAAACGCGCCUUUUGGCGGCGGACCUGGAAUGGGUAUGGAUCCAUCCUCGGGAAUGGGUGGAGGUGAAUUCGGACAAAUGGGCGACCCAUCUCAGUAUCUGACUCCGAACGACCUGAUCUCGCAGCGCUCAAGUCCAGACUUCAUGCCUGGAGGUUCGGGUAACUUUGCGGAGCAUCAGCAAAUGAACGAAGGCCUCGUCUGGUGACUUUAGUCAGUUCAUUUGUGGGCGUGAAGGCGUUCGUGUAGGAAUCAAGAAGUAGAAGAGAAACCGUGUCGACUUUCGAUGACACGCUGCGUGCAACAGCGCACACAGAGAGGAGCAGAAAAAAAAAUAAGAUAAAACAAGAGAGUGGAAAAAAUUCUUUUGUCUUUUUUCUAGGCCAUGCUAUACAAUGUUAUAGAUGCGUGUGAUUACAGCAACAUUGCAUUGCGCAAUCAUUAGCGUCAAGUGUAGCCCCCCUUCUUCCUCAUUUGGAUCCAACUUUACGAUGUAUUGUCAUGGGUAGAAGCCCAAGUCUUGAGUGAGCCAGUUUUUUUGAGCAAAAAAGUGAGCGCUGCUGCUGCACUCGUUGAAGGGCAUCUCGAGAGCUAUCCAACCAAGCCGCACGACAAAAAAGAAACCGUUGAACGAAUUACAUAUUGUAGGUGUGUGUUGUUUUUUUUUUUUCCUGUCCCUACUUUUUUUUCUUCUUUUUUUUUCUUCGUUGUUAUUUUUGACCUGUUGGCAGCGUCUGUUUCAGUUGGCGUGUCUUCACUACUGAAACUGAUCUUUUUGAAUAGCGUACAGAGUAAAGGAAUAAAGGCAUAAAAGAAGAAGGGUCGUGGUUAAGUUUCUGUAAGUUUAGUUGGUUGAUAUCAGUUGUUUCUCUUCUGUCUUCGUUUCUACUAUUUUCAACAUUGGAUUAUUUAAUUAAUUUUUUUAAUUUUCAAUUUUUUUUCGCUCUUUGGGUUUUUUAAAAAAUAAUUCUUUCUUGGCGCUGAUAAGCGUUUGUUAUGUACAAGUACGAUGUCUCCUGUGCUAAACCCACACACGUAUACAGUAAAACAAAAAACCCAAACUUCGGUGGAUAAACUGCAACUCCCUCCCCUGUUUUCUCGACGAACGCAACGCGUGAUUGGGUCGAUUCAAGCUGUCGUGACACGUUCGGCGCAUGACAGGGUGCCGAUCAAUCUGACGGGACACAUUUGGAAAUGCAGAUUGACCUACCAGUCGUCAAUCUCUCUCCUUUAAACAUUAUACCUCUUCCUAUCGCACGGUUCUUGUCCCCACCAGUUUUUGCUCUAUUCCUCCCUCUCCCUCCCCCCCCCCUCUCUCUCAAUCCCUCCGUCUCUUUAUUUGGUGUCAAAUGUCGUGCGGUUGAGCCCCCUGAAAACAAAAGAACACAAAACAAGAAAAAAAAAAGGAAGUAGAAACCCGGCUGGCCGUCGAUAUUACUGUACAUAUAGAAAAGUA
Messenger RNA from Daphnia carinata, 3040 nucleotides. Its product is annotated as LIM/homeobox protein Lhx5-like. The coding region runs from base 302 to 1792 and encodes 496 amino acids. The transcript has 7 exons. Gene Ontology annotation, biological process: regulation of transcription by RNA polymerase II; neuron differentiation. The record is from RefSeq and is a predicted model, not a curated record. Gene Ontology annotation, cellular component: nucleus. Gene Ontology annotation, molecular function: DNA-binding transcription factor activity, RNA polymerase II-specific; RNA polymerase II transcription regulatory region sequence-specific DNA binding. Lineage: Eukaryota; Metazoa; Arthropoda; Branchiopoda; Diplostraca; Daphniidae.